This is a messenger RNA of Amaranthus tricolor (Joseph's coat), 1143 nucleotides long. Its product is annotated as pyrroline-5-carboxylate reductase-like. The record is from RefSeq and is a predicted model, not a curated record. Gene Ontology annotation, molecular function: pyrroline-5-carboxylate reductase activity. Gene Ontology annotation, biological process: L-proline biosynthetic process. The coding region runs from base 127 to 957 and encodes 276 amino acids. NCBI's taxonomy places the organism in Eukaryota, Viridiplantae, Streptophyta, Magnoliopsida, Caryophyllales, Amaranthaceae. The transcript has 7 exons.
UGGUCAACCGUCAAAACCGCGAGAGUUAGUUGCUUAAGAGCUUCAAUCACAACUUUUAACGGAGCUCUGAAGUUCCAGAUAAAACCCUAGCACAACAAUAAGAACGAACGAACAAGAACAACAAAAAUGGCGACGACUCCAAUUCCUACUGACACAUUCAAGGUUGGCUUUAUCGGAGCUGGGAAAAUGGCGGAAAGCAUUGCUAGAGGUGUUGUUAAAUCUGGCAUUUUGCCUCCUUCCCGUAUUUGUACCGCUCAUCUCGGCCUUCAACGUCGUCAAGCUUUUCAAUCAUUCGGCGUCACCGUCUUUGAUCACAAUGAUCAGGUUGUUGAAGAUUGUGACGUGGUUAUUUUCUCUGUAAAACCCCAAAUUGUUAAGGAUGUAGUAUUACAAUUGAGACCAAAGUUUUCAGAGAAGCAGCUGCUGGUAUCAGUUGUUGCCGGAACAAAAUUGAAGGACUUGAAGGAAUGGUCUGGGCAGAAUCGUUUUAUUAGGGUAAUGCCUAAUACUCCUGCUGCUGUUGGAAUGGCCGCAUCAGUGAUAAGUGUUGGGGGAGGGACAGCUACUGAAGAGGAUGGUGAACUUAUUGCAAGUUUAUUUGGAUCAAUUGGCAAGGUCUGGAAAGCUGAAGAGAAAUUAUUUGAUGCAAUUACUGGUCUUAGUGGAAGUGGCCCAGCAUAUAUAUUUCUGGCCAUUGAAGCCUUGGCCGAUGGAGGAGUUGCUGCAGGUCUUCCACGAGAACUUGCCAAGGGUUUAGCUGCUCAAACAGUUCUUGGAGCAGCAUCGAUGGCGGUUAAUAGUGGAAAACAUCCUGCUCAGCUCAAAGACGAUGUUGCAUCACCUGGAGGCACAACAAUUGCUGGCAUUCAUGAGUUGGAAAAAGGUGGAUUUCGAGGCACCUUGAUUAAUGCUGUUGUGGCUGCUGCAACGCGUGGUCGAGAACUUUCCCAGGGCUAAGUUUAUCAAGGAUAGAUCUGUGAAUUGUUUCUGUAAGAGGGCCUGCAGGCUGUAUUGUUGCCUUACUCAUUUUAGAUGCUACAUACCAGUUUGUCUAUUCAUUUGGCCGAAUGCUUGGAAUUUUGUUCACCUCCAGCAUCUCAAUUUAUGCAACAUAUUAGUAUAUUUUGGUUUCAUUCUUUGAAA